UCUUGAGCAUUUUCUUUCUUCUAAGCAGAAAAUUGAGAACCACCCGAAAAUUAGAUAAUACUUUUCUUACUCCACGCUAGAAUUUUUCAUGCUCAUCAAAAUAACCAAAAAGGGAAAGAAGAAAGAAAGAAAGAAAGUAUAUGUGUUAAUCUCAGAAACAAGUAAAAGUACUAUUGAAGCAACAUAGACCAUGGCAUUGCAUUAUUUUCAUGCAUGCAAAAGGAUUUACAUGACACAAUCAUCAGGCGAAAAUAAAAACAGUUUCCAGGAACUGCCAAGGCCUCCGGCAGAGCAAUUUGCACCUUUGGCAUCGACAUUUAGGAGGCGGCUAUUCGUGGGUGUUGGGUCAGCUUCCUUAGUGGCUGUCGGUGCAAAUUUUGGUGGUAUUACAAGUUCCCUUCUCGGGUUAUCACCGGAAAGUGGCAGGAACCUUAAGCUGGAUGUGCUUUAUCCGAUUCAAGGGUAUAGCCGUUGUAUUCAAACAAAUGAAGGAUUUGAAUUUAUAUAUCCAGCAAGUUGGGCUGGUGACCAAACUCUACUGUAUCGAGCAGCAGAGAAGAAAGAAUUUGAGCGAUCACUUGAUCCACCUCCCUUGAAUAAUGCCAAGUCCAGUGAUAGGCGGCGCAAGAAUAUAAACGAACCUGUGGUUGCGUUUGGUCCACCUGGUUCUAGUGGUGAGCUCAACGUUAGUGUAAUUGUGUCACCAGUUCCUCCUGAUUUCUCGAUUGAAGCGUUUGGAGGACCGGAGGAAGUGGGAGAAGCCGUGGUGAAGACAAUCACAGCAUCUGGAAGACGGCCGGACGUAAAAGGAAGCUUGGUACAAUCAAGAUUGAGGGAGGAUUCCUUGAGGAAUGUAAACUACUACGAGCUGGAAUUCAGAGUUGAAAGCCCUUCAUUUCAAAGGCAUAACGUAGCAGUUUGCUGUACUAGGGAUGGCAGGUUGUAUACUCUAAAUGCUCAAGCACCAGAAUCAGCGUGGCAAAAGGUUUCACCAGACUUCAGCAGAAUUGCUGAAUCAUUCACACUCUUAUCUUGAUACAAACACUAAAAGAUGCAGUACGCAGGCUGUCUAAUUCCAGCAGUCUCAUGUCCUGAGGCAGCUAGUCCUAACGGUUUUGUUUCACAACAUUAAUGAAAAAAAGAAAUCGAUGCAAGUAAA
Molecule: messenger RNA, 1159 nt
Organism: Ricinus communis (castor bean)
Lineage: Eukaryota; Viridiplantae; Streptophyta; Magnoliopsida; Malpighiales; Euphorbiaceae
Product: psbP domain-containing protein 7, chloroplastic
Exons: 3
Coding region: 191-1036 (281 amino acids)
Biological process (GO): photosynthesis
Cellular component (GO): photosystem II oxygen evolving complex; photosystem II; extrinsic component of membrane
Molecular function (GO): calcium ion binding
Source: RefSeq, a predicted model, not a curated record